This is a messenger RNA of Cyclocybe aegerita, 1686 nucleotides long. Lineage: Eukaryota; Fungi; Basidiomycota; Agaricomycetes; Agaricales; Hemipholiotaceae. The record is from the annotation of a GenBank genome assembly.
AUGUCGCUAAAAGUACCUAAAGCUAACAAUAUACAGCUCUUCAAGGAGGGAUACAAGCACCUGCAAGGCCUUGAUGAGGCGGUACUACGAAACAUCCAGGCCGUGAACGAGCUAUCAGACCUCGUACGGACGAGUUUUGGUCCAAAUGGUCGAAACAAGCUCCUCAUCAACCACCUUGGAAGACUCUUUGUUACCUCAGAUGCUGCGACGAUAAUCCGCGAAAUCGAGGUCGUGCACCCUGCAGCAAAGCUGUUAGUCAUGGCAUCGCAAGCUCAAGAAGCCGAGAUGGGUGAUGCAACCAACAUGGUUCUGAUUCUCGGAGGCGAAUUGUUGAAGAAAGCUGAGCAUCUGCUGAUUAUGGGCCUGCAUCCAAGCGAAGUCAUCAAGGGAUACGAACUUGCUGCUGCUAAGGCACAGUCAGAACUUGAAAAACUGUCAACAUUCAGCCUACCGAGUCCUCUUACGCAUUCCUCGCUGUCCGCAGCUCUGAAGCCAGCCAUUGCUUCAAAACAAUAUGGAUUCGAAGACCAACUCGCGUCACUAGUCGCAGAAGCUGCGCUUUCCAUCAUGCCCGCGAACCCCAAAAACUUCAAUGUCGACAACGUUCGGGUGGUGAAGAUCAUGGGCGGAAGUCUAGCAGGCAGUAAAGUGGUAUCAGGAAUGGUGUUUGGACGAGAACCUGAAGGCACCGUGAAGAAAGUGACAAGAGGAAAGGUCGCAGUCUUCACAACUGCGCUCGACAUCGCACAGACCGAAACUAAAGGGACAGUGCUCAUAAAAAACGCAGACGAGAUGCUCAACUUCACCACCGGCGAGGAGAAGCAGCUCGAGAAGAUCUUCAAAGAGAUCGCGGACUCUGGCAUCAAGGUCAUCAUUGCCGGCUCGAAUGUAGGCGAGCUCGCGUUGCACUACCUCAACCGUUUCGACAUCGCUGUUCUCAAGGUCCUCUCCAAGUUUGAGCUGCGUCGCCUGUGUCGUGUCGUUAACGCCACGCCCCUUGCUCGUGUUGGAGCCCCAACACCUGAGGAGGCCGGUUUCGUCGAUGUGUUUGAGACAAUCGAGAUUGGAGGCGAUCGUGUUACGGUCCUACGUCAGCUCUCGCCCGGCGAGCCUGGAUUUGACCCAACAGCACAGGGCGAGAAGACACGGACGGCGACCAUCGUCCUGCGUGGCGCGACGUCGAACAACCUGGAUGACCUCGAGCGGGCGAUCGACGACGGUGUAAACGUGAUCAAGGGUCUGCUGAAGGAUCCACGGCUCGUUGCAGGGGCUGGUGCAGCGGAGAUGGAGCUCGCAAAGAGGGUAGACGCCUAUGGUAGCGGGAUAAAGGGUCUAUCACAACAUGCCAUCAAGAAAUUCUCGAGUGCCCUCGAGGUCGUACCUCGUAUGCUCGCGGAGAACGCUAUGGGCGGCGCUGAAGGUAACGAAGUGCUUAGUCGACUUUGGGCGAAGCAUGAGCAGAAGGGUGGCGAGGCAUGGGGUGUUGACGUCGAGUGCGAGACGGAUGGCACUCUCCAAGCCGACAAGCACCAGAUCUGGGACUCACUCGCUGCCAAGGCCUGGGCUAUCCGGUUAGCCACCGAGGCAGCCAACUCAGUGCUCAGUGUCGACAGCAUCAUCAUGAGCAAGCCCGCUGGUGGGCCCAAAGUCCCUCAGCAAGCAGGCAACUGGGACGCUGACGAUUGA